Symbiodinium natans is the source of this 1554-nucleotide messenger RNA. The record is from the annotation of a GenBank genome assembly. NCBI's taxonomy places the organism in Eukaryota, Dinophyceae, Suessiales, Symbiodiniaceae.
AUGCCGCGCCGCGGUGGAGAGCUGGUCGGCCUUGUGACUAUCGCCGCCUGCGUGGUGUUGGUACCCACGGCCGCGGAUGAGGCGAAACGCGUCAACACGGGCUCUCCGGUGCACACCACUCUUGAAGGAAAUGCUGCCUGGUCCAUCGAGCUCGGCGGUGGGGUGAAGCAUGGGCCUCUGGACGACAGUCGGCUGGUGAACCUUUGCAGGGCCUUGGGGAGAUCUAUCUUGAGGGUGGGAGGCUCGAGCCAGGAUGAAGUGACGUAUGACUUCGGCUCUUCUCCGAAAGAGGGCUCCUUCGGCCCGGCAGAUAUCGACAAGGUUUUCACGUUCACGAAUGCGACGGGCUGGGACGUCGUGUGGGGGCUGAGCUACAUGAGUCGCCCCAACAAAACCGCCUCAGCUGCAGGCCCUGUCAACAUAGCACAGCUUGGCCAAGUUUUGCAGUACCACUUGGAGCACGAUCGGCCUCUUGGGUAUGAGCUCGGGAAUGAGCCAGAUCCGCACUGCCCAGAUCCCAGCAACCCAAAGUGCUCCGUGCCCGUGGCCCAGCACGUGCAGGAUGAUCUGCUGCUCUCUCAGCUCCUACAGUACACCUAUGCCUCGGCGGGUGUUGAAAGGGACCGUAUCCCGCUGGUGAUCGGACCUGACGCCGCUCACUGCUGCGACUACUUGGAGAACUUCUCUGCCGCUGCAGCGGCCGCGCAGUGGGAGCCCAGCGUUCUGACUUGGCAUCAUUACUACUUCAACAACUUGUCUCCAGUGUCCAAGUUUGUGGAUCCGAAGACGCUGGACUCUCUCCAGGCAUAUGCAAACUUGACAGUGGCCAUGCGGGACAAGUACACGCCCCACAGCAUGCUGUGGGUCGGGGAAAGUGCCAGCGCCUGGGGCGGGGGUGUACAUGCUGUCUCGGACCGUUUUGCCGCAAUCUUUACAGACUUGGACCAAGUCGCCAUGCUGUCGCGGCUGGGAUACAGCGGGGUUGUGCGACAAGGGCUGUUUGGUAGCGCAGGGUAUUCGGUCAUCUCCACUGCAAGCAAGGAGGGAUUUGUGCCCAACCCAUCAUACUGGGCCUACUUGGCGUACAAGCGGUUUAUGGGUGUUAGAGUGCUGGAUGCAGGGGAACUGGGAGGUUCCGUGCGGAGUUAUGCGCACUGCCACCCGACCACGGCUGGGGCCAUCAGCAUCAUGGUGCUCAAUGUUUCGCCGGACCCGAGCACUGUCAUGGUUCUGCUUUCGUCGGGUUCUUCUACAGGGCUUGAAAGCUCAUGGUCAGAGUACCACCUAAGAAUGCCACCCUCGGCCGGCGGCAACCUGACCACCCCGUACAUCGCAGUCAACGGUCACGUGAUGCAGGCCAACAAGGACGGCACGGUGCCGGACUUUGUGCCCAGGCCAGGGUCUGGCUCUGGGGUUGUGACUCUCGCACCCUACUCUGCCGCCUUCCUUGUUUCUGACCGGGCCCAGGCGAAGGCCUGCGGAGCCACAGUCCAGGGUGGAGUCCAGGGGUCGUCGGCAAAGCAGGCCGCAGUUCCCAGCUUGGUGCUGCUGUGA